GUCACUUUAUACAUUCAAAUUUUGUACAUCAUUUCCAUAUUUCAUAUUUUGUGCUCUUUUGCUCUCCAAUUUCUCACCAUGUCAUCUUUUUUCCCCCCCCAAUUUCCACUGCUUUGAUAAGUAGAUCGAAGAUUAUACAAUUGUGUCAUCAAUUUAUUAUGCAACAAGAAAUGUGCCCGCAAAACUUGAUAUGGGGUGAUUCAUUUGAUAUACUAGAUAUUUAGUCUUUAUAGUCCGGCUCGUGCAUAUAGAAGUAGUUGGAAACCUUUCGUUUUAAUGUAGCACCUCAAACCAUCUCGCUCAAUUGGACCUUUGUUGUGUUCAAUCACAAGAGACUCAAAUGAUAUUAUCGGAGUGUCUUAUAAGAUAACUAGCGUCUUUGUUUAUGACACAUCGUGAUUUGUAGUUUGUCAAAACAACGUGAUGCUAUGUUGAGUUUGAUAAUCCAUACAUCACGAAACAAUGUGGGCAUUGCACGAUCGUGCUUUAUUGUGUAACAAGCCUAAACAAUCAAAUUUCAACUAAGCAUAAUUUUGCUGCCGAUCUUAUGCAUCCCACUGGUUUUCUACAAACAAAGGCUUCGAUUCGAACAAGAACAACUGAACAAACAAGUAUUUCUCCAAGCAUAAAUUGAAUUGAAAAUGGAGUCCGCAAUAAUUUAUUAUCCUGAGAAGUUCAGAAAGAAUUUCAUCACGUAUCUCAAUUGAAAAGAAUAAAAAAAAUUAUGAUAAAGGCUAAAAACCAAAACGUAGAAAUAGGGUGACGGAAAUAGCAACACAGCUAAACGAUAAAUCUUACAGUUUCCGCCAUCGUCCUCCUUCUUUCCUUCGGAGACUCUCCUGCAACUUCUGCUGAUUUCUCGUCGAGAUUUCAAAACUAUUUACUCAUCGUUUCAUUGAAUAUAUAUGUGCCAUUUGAAUCCACCGCUCGCUCGUUACAGUCUCCCUCCUCUCCGAUGGCGGGUCCAAUCAGACCCACAUUCCAGUCUUCUUCUUCAUCGUCCAAUGCCUUCGUUUUCCGUCUCCUCUUUCUUCUCACUCUCCUCCCCUUGACUCUCGCGGUUUUCGCAUUCGUCCUCCAAUGGCGUGGCGGAUUUUUGAGCGACCCCAUUAACAGAUGGUCUCCAGAAACCCAUCAGUUCCCCGGCAUGAUGGAAACCACCGCCGAGGAGGCUGAUGCCUUCGGCGGCAGCUCCGCCAAGGCUGUCGUCAGAAGUUCCGAUUCAGGGUGCUCUCUUUUGGGUCCCUCCCAUUCUGCUUCGUUUCCUUAUUACCGGGAUUGGAAGUUCGACUAUGGGUCGGAUCUGAAUCCCAAGAUAUGUAUAACAACGAGCACUUCUGCUGGCUUGGAGCAGACUUUGCCAUGGAUUUUCUAUCACAAGGUCCUUGGGGUAUCCACCUUUUUCCUGUUCGUGGAGGGAAAGGCUGCCUCCCCUAGCGUAUCAAAAGUUCUGGAAACCAUUCAGGGCGUGAAAGUCAUAUACAGGACUAGGGAACUCGAGGUGCAACAAGCUAAUAGCCGCGUUUGGAAUGAAACUUGGCUGGCAAGCUUCUUCUACAAACCUUGCAAUCAUGAGUUAUUUGUGAAGCAAUCACUCAAUAUGGAAAUGGCCAUCGUCAUGGCAAGGGAAGAAGGAAUGGAUUGGAUUCUCCACCUUGACACAGAUGAGCUCAUUCAUCCUGCUGGAGCUCCUGAGUAUUCUUUGAGGCGGCUUCUAUCAGAUGUACCUGAAGAUGUCAAUAUGGUUGUCUUUCCAAAUUACGAGAGUAGUGUCGAGAGGGAUGAUAUCAAGGAACCUUUCAGUCAGGUCUCAAUGUUUAAGAAAAAUUAUGAUCAUCUUCCUAGAGAGGUAUACUUUGGAAGCUACAGGGAAGCCACCCGUGGCAAUCCAAACUACUUUCUUACAUAUGGAAAUGGCAAGUCUGCUGCUCGAGUUCAAGAUGAUCUUCGUCCCAAUGGUGCACAUCGAUGGCACAAUUAUAGGAGGACUCCCAAUGAAGUCAAAUUUGAAGAGGCUGCUGUUCUGCAUUAUACAUAUACGAAAUUUUCGGAUCUGACUUCAAGAAGGGAUCGCUGUGGAUGCAAACCCACUAAAGAGGAUGUCAAGAGGUGUUUCAUGUUGGAAUUUGACAGAGCUGCCUUCAUAAUUGCUUCAACUGCAACAGACGAAGAAAUGCUCCGCUGGUAUCGGGAACAUGUUGUAUGGACAGACAAAAAUUUGAUUCUCAAACUCCAGAAAAAGGGCAUCCUGACUCGCAUUUACUCCCCCAUGUUAAUUAUUCAAGCACUAAGGGAAGCUGGAGUAUUCAGCUCAGUAAUAUCAGAAGCCGCAGCAACGAGGAACAUCCCAAUAGAUGACUUCUCAUCAUCAGUGAAUGCUACUACUACCAACCCUAGUAGUCCAGACAUACCCACCGGCUUGGUGCAUUCGAGAAAAAUUGGCCAGGAGAAGAAGGCGGCAGAAUCCCAUGCAGCAGGCGGAAGAAGGUUGUUCGACAAGUCUUCUCACCCGCCAGCAGUGCCUCCGCUUUCUCCACCUGGUAUAGAUGACAUUAUCGAAAUAGUCUCGACAUGAACCUCUAUAAACAACAAAGUAUGUCCUUCUCCACCAUUUCCACUGGCAUUAGAUUUGAUCAAAGCAAAACAAUGGUGGGUGGUCCUUUAGUCAUUCCUGUACAUUUAGGUUUAGGAAAUUUUGUCUUUCAUUUUGAUUUUCCCACUAUAUAUGAGAUCUUCACAGCUGAGGAAAGAAGAUUUUGAUUAUGAUACAAACAGACCUCACUAUACACUUUCCUUUGUUGUUUUUUUCUGGCCAUGUGGUUAGGAACAUCAAAGUCUAGUUUUUCUUUUUGGGAAUUGAUUCCCCCAUUGUUAUCAGUGGUUACACAGACUACAGAGAGUUAUAUGAUAUGACAUUGAUGUAUGAGAUCAUUACUGUGAAAAUGGCUUCUUUCAAUUGAUGUCUGUUUGUGCUUUGCUUUGAGGUGGGGGACAAUGGAGAGUGAUUAUGGGUAUCGUAUCUGAUAUAGGAACAGAGGGAUGACCAAUGGGGUUUCAGAGUUAGAUUGCCUCCCUCAAAUCAAAGAUCCUAACUUUCUUAAAGCCAUUGAUGGGGUGUUUGGCUUCUGGGCCGCUAACAUUACAGGUGGGGGAAAGAAAGUAGGCAGGCAAACAGGCAAGAGCACUAAAUAUGGUUGUGUGCCGAUGUGAUGUUGAAAUUAGGUGAAUUCUGAGGCUUUGCUUCAAUGGGAGAGGAAUAAGGCAGUGGUGGUGGGAGACAGACAGAUUGCUUCAUAGAAGGGGCAAGCAACAUUGUGCAGUUGUGUAUAUGCUAUUUGCUGGCCUACAUCUUUUGGCCUUUAUUAAUACCUAAAGUAUGUAUUUCACGAGCUAAGUCUAGAGUGCACUUCUAAUUUUGGAUGUAUCGUGCACGCGCUAUUUACAGUUGUUUUGUCCGUAUUGGUCGACGAUUUUGUAAAUCUACAUAAAAAGAUUUUGAACAU
Linum trigynum is the source of this 3503-nucleotide messenger RNA. Lineage: Eukaryota; Viridiplantae; Streptophyta; Magnoliopsida; Malpighiales; Linaceae. The record is from the annotation of a GenBank genome assembly.